UGCUCAGAUUGAGAGAGAGAAAUUGGUUUCCCUUUAUGUGACCUUAAACAAUUAAGCUCUAAUUUAUUGUUUAUUAAAUUGAUAUUGAAUUGUUUUGAUUUUAAUUAUGCUUCGUUCGGUGGUUAAUCAGACAUUUUAUCGGCGGUUAGUUAAUGGUUCGAUUAAAAGUGAAACUGGGUUGGUCAGAUCAUUUGCUUCCAAAAGUGAGGAAAGGAAACAAGCCUCAACUGCAACUCCAGCUACCAAGGAAUCUAAUAAACCGGAGACAAUUGAGAUAUUUAUCAACGAUAAACCUUAUGAAGUUGAGAAAGGUAUCACUAUUUUAGAGGCUUGUACUGUGGCCGGUGUUGAUGUACCAAGAUUCUGUUACCAUGAAAGGCUCAGUAUCGCCGGUAAUUGUAGGAUGUGUUUAGUUGAAGUUGAAAAAUCUAUUAAGCCUGUUGCCUCUUGUGCUAUGCCUGUUUCGAUGCCUGGAAUGAGGGUUAAAACUAAUUCUCCUGCUGCUAAAAAGGCACGAGAAGGUGUUAUGGAAUUUAUUUUGUUAAAUCAUCCACUUGAUUGUCCAAUUUGUGAUCAAGGAGGUGAAUGUGAUCUUCAAGAUCAAUCAAUGGCUUAUGGAACUGACAAAUCUCGGUUAUCAAUUGCAGUUGAUCAAAAAAGAGGAGUUGAAGAUAAAGAUAUUGGUCCUCUUGUGAAGACUAUUAUGAAUCGAUGUAUCCAUUGUACUCGAUGUGUUCGUUUCAUGAAUGAGAUCGCUGGUGUCGCUGAUUUAGGAACAACAGGUCGAGGUGGUGAUAUGCAAAUUGGAACAUAUUUAGAAAAUAAUGUUUUGUUAAGCGAAAUGAGUGGUAACAUUGUUGAUUUGUGUCCAGUCGGUGCUCUCACCUCGAAGCCUUAUACUUUCACAGCUCGACCCUGGGAAUUGCGACGUUUCGAUUCAAUUGAUGUUAUGGACGCCGUCGGAUCAAAUAUUAGUGUUUGUCAGCGAGCUGGUGAUUUACUAAGAAUUUUACCUCGAGUAAAUGAUGACGUAAACGAAGAAUGGCUUGCCGAUAAAUCGAGACAUGCACCAAUCGAUGGUUUAAAGAAUCAACGUUUAACUGUACCCUUAGUUCGUCCUUCUCGAAGUUCACCAUUACAGCAAUGCGAUUGGGAAGAUGCACUUCUUACUGUUAAUCAAGUUCUCAAUAAAAUUCCAGCUGAAAGAAUGGAAUUCAUUGUUGGACCUAUGGUUGAUGCCGAAACAAUGGUCGCCGUUAAAGAUUUGUGUACUUCGUUGAAUAUUAACUCUUAUUACGUUCAUGUAGACAGUUCGGUUGAACCAAGUUGUAUACCUUCAGCUGAAGAUCGUCAAUAUCGAUCAAAUUAUCUUUUCAACACAACAAUCGCUGGUAUCGAAGAUGGUGUUGAUUUAAUUUUACUUGUUGGUACUAAUCCAAGGUACGAAGCUCCAUUGGUAAACGCUAGAAUCCGAAAAGCAUGGAGAAACCAUGUAAUCGAUGAUAUCGCUCUUAUUGGUCCAAAUGAUUUGGAUCUUCUUUAUGACUACGAAUGGCUUGGUAGUGACACUAAAGUUUUAGACUCAAUUGCCGAUGGUAAACAUUCAAUUGCCUCUAAAUUGAGUAAAGCCAAAAGGCCAAUUGUCAUCUUAGGCCAACAGAUUUUGAAAGGAGAAACUAAAAGUAAUAUAUUUGAACAGGUUCGCUAUAUUUGCGAUAAAUAUGGUGCCGAGUUAAAUGUACUACAUACGAACGCUAGUCAAGUAGCAGCUUAUGAUUUAGGUUUUAAACCAACAACUGAACGAUCUCCACUUGAUAAACCGGAAGAAUCUUCACUUCUUUGGUUAAUUGGUGUUGAUGAUGAUAAAUUAUCAGCCGGAGGUGAUAAUCCAUUCAUCGUUUACCAAGGUCAUAAUGGAGACAUUUGUGCAAAUAAAGCAGAUCUUGUCUUACCUGGUGCUGCUUUUACCGAGAAACAAGUUACCUAUGUUAAUAUGGAGGGCAGAGUUCAGCAAACCCUUGCGGCAAUAACACCUCCAGUUAUGGCUCGUGAUGAUUGGAAAAUAGUGAGAGCUUGUGGUGAGAUCGCAGGUCAUGUUUCACCUUACGAUACACUUAAUGAUAUCCGAGGUCGAAUGGCUCAAUUGGCACCUCAUCUGGUUCAGCAUAAUGUACGACGAUUGUCACUUCCCUCACUCCCAACGCCACCAAAAUUAACACAAUAUCGUAAAAGUGAUAAAUCAACCAAUUUAAUACCCAAAUUGAGAAAUAUUAUAGAUUAUUAUCAAACUGAUUCCAUUUCAAGAUCAUCUCCUACUAUGGCGAAAUGUAUCGCCGCUGUUCAGAAAGAGUUUGAAAAACGUUCCUCCAAAUGGUAAACAAUUAAAAUCCACUGUUAACAUCCAAUACCCACGAAAAUAAGAGGAGAAACUGAAGAUGGUUUAAUAAUUAAUAACAAUUUAAUUUUUUUGUUUCUUUUUCUUCUUUGCAAAGUUUUGAUUGACAAUUUUUUUGACGAAAAAGAAAAUCAAAAUUUGCAAAUUAAAAACAAAAUGAAAGUUAAAAAUUCACUUUUCAAGAUUGUAGAGAUUGUAAUUGCCAAUUGUAAAAUAAAAUAUCUUAACCGAUCUUAUGGAUUUAAAUGGACAA
This is a messenger RNA of Panonychus citri (citrus red mite), 2648 nucleotides long. It is a transcript of the gene ND-75, whose product is annotated as NADH-ubiquinone oxidoreductase 75 kDa subunit, mitochondrial-like. Bases 107 to 2377 code for a protein of 756 amino acids. Gene Ontology annotation, biological process: ATP synthesis coupled electron transport. The record is from RefSeq and is a predicted model, not a curated record. The transcript has 2 exons. Gene Ontology annotation, molecular function: NADH dehydrogenase (ubiquinone) activity; iron-sulfur cluster binding. NCBI's taxonomy places the organism in Eukaryota, Metazoa, Arthropoda, Arachnida, Trombidiformes, Tetranychidae. Gene Ontology annotation, cellular component: membrane.